AUGGCCAAGAUCAACUCAGAUCUCGCCUCCUCACGGCGGAAGUCGCGCAAGGCACACUUCAGUGCCCCGUCUAGUGAACGACGAGUCAUCAUGAGCGCACCAUUAAGCAAGGAACUGCGAGAGAAGCACAAUGUCCGCUCGAUACCCAUCCGCAAAGAUGACGAAGUCACCAUCAUUCGGGGCUCCAACAAGGGCCGCGAGGGCAAAAUCACAAGCGUCUACCGCCUCAAAUACGUCGUGCAUGUCGAGCGUGUCACCCGUGACAAGUCCAAUGGCCAGAGCGUCCCAAUUGGCAUCCACCCUUCCAAAGUUGUCAUCACCAAGCUGAAGAUCGACAAAGACCGCGAGAGCAUCCUGGAGCGAAUGGGUAAGGGACGGGAAGCCAAAGCUGCAAAGCGAAAUUAA
Molecule: messenger RNA, 405 nt
Organism: Paracoccidioides brasiliensis Pb18
Product: ribosomal protein L24
Exons: 3
Coding region: 1-405 (134 amino acids)
Biological process (GO): ribosomal large subunit biogenesis; cytoplasmic translation
Cellular component (GO): ribosome; cytosolic large ribosomal subunit
Molecular function (GO): RNA binding; structural constituent of ribosome
Source: RefSeq, a predicted model, not a curated record